This is a messenger RNA of Biomphalaria glabrata, 3348 nucleotides long. Its product is annotated as dolichol kinase-like. Gene Ontology annotation, molecular function: dolichol kinase activity. Gene Ontology annotation, biological process: dolichyl monophosphate biosynthetic process. The record is from RefSeq and is a predicted model, not a curated record. Lineage: Eukaryota; Metazoa; Mollusca; Gastropoda; Planorbidae. The coding region runs from base 234 to 1760 and encodes 508 amino acids. The transcript has 14 exons. Gene Ontology annotation, cellular component: endoplasmic reticulum membrane.
AUGAUAGAUCUAGAUCUCUAUAUCUAAAUAAUCUGCUGUAAUGAAGAUCUAUAGUCUAUAAUAUAUAAUAAUAGAUCUAGAUUCUAGAAGACUACCUCUCACAGUCUCAACUCUAAACCCUCCGCUAUAGAUCAGGCUAUUAGAGCAUGGAAUGGGUUGCCUGAGUUAGCCAGGAAAACCAAUGACAGAAUUUAAGUUGUUGACUAAUUGACCUAGGAACACGCAUUGGAGUCAUGGAUUCACAGAAAUGGUCCUCCCAUAUAGUGAUGUCAUUGACUAUCUACGUGACCAUUAAAUAUUUAUCACAUGGAGGGAUUAAUGCACUUCAGUUUGCAACUUCAGGCGUUCUCUUACUGGAAGGUUUACUUCUGUGGUUAUUCACCUGCAGAUGUUUACAUUGUUCAGCAGAUUUGCAUCAUAUUGGUUAUAGACCAAAUACAUCCUCUGGUGUUUAUUCAAUUUUAUUAGUGCCUGUAGCACUGCUUGGUAAUGCUGCUUACAUUAAAGAUGCUCAAGAAGAUGAUCGUAACAUUCAAGAGAUUUGGUUAAGUUUGACGUCAGUGUUCUCUGUUAUUGUAUGGCUUAAGUUUGAAGCUGUAAAUAGAAUGUUUUUUUUAAUGAUUUCCAUGGCAUUUAUAUUUGUUUUUCGCUGGCUCAGUGUUUUUUAUAUCUUCACCUUUAUUAUACAGUGGAAAGGAAUUACUUUAAUACCAAUGUUCUUACAAAAGACUUUUACUCUAGGAGAAGUAUCAAUUCUUUUACAGUUAGUUUCCAUUUGGAUCCACAGAUUCUUUUGGUCAUUUUUUCAGAAUUCUUAUCUUGCAGAUAAUAUGUUUCAGCUAUUUUGGUUUGAUUCGAUAUUUGUGAUUGCCAUUGUUCUGGCUACUACUUUUGUGUGUCUAAGUAAAUCCUACCUUUCUCCCAUCAAGUUUAUGGCAACUUAUAUUGUCACAGCUUUACUUGCGUUGCUGCUGCUCUUUCAAAUCUUCAAUGAAGAUCCCAUCAGUUGGUUUUUCAAUUUUGUAUUUGGUGGCUGUGUUCAGAUAUUUCUUAUGUCCUCCUGGGCGAUUCUUUUCACACUGACCAUUGUUUGGACAGCCUUUUAUAGUUUGACAGAAGCUAACAAUCCCAGCAGCUCUAAGAUAAAAGAUAUUGACAAAUUCAGUGUCAGAAAAGUGUUUCAUAUACUUAUAUUGCUUGUUUACAUUCCUGGACUUUUGAUGCACAUUCAGUUGCUAUUGAUAGCAUCUGUUGUUACAUUUGGAGUGUUUGUUAUACUAGAGACAACGAGAGCAUUGCAAGUUCCUGUAUUAGGAAACCAACUCCAUGAAAUCCUGAAAGUAUUUGUGGAUGAUAGAGAUCAAGGUCCCAUCUUCUUGACUCACAUUUAUUUAUUGUUAGGAUUAUCACUUCCUCUUUGGCUAUCACCUAACCUUUAUACAUCUAUCAGAGGUUGGAAUGAAAUGUUCAGUGGUGUUUUAUCCCUGGGUGUUGGUGACUCUGUUGCUUGUAUAUUUGGAAGUAAAUUUGGACAGAUUUAUUAUCCAGGUAGCAAAAAAACUGUGGAAGGUACUCUGGCAUCAAUAUUCAGUCAGAUAAUCUUAGUUUCUUUAGCCAGCUAUCUAGGGCUUGUUCAAGUGAGUUCAGCUUUGUCAGUAUUAAUUGGAGUUUCUCUAAGUUCUCUAUUUGAGGCUUUCACAGAUCAAAUCGACAACUUGAUGUUACCUUUAGCUCUUUAUCCUUUUUUAUGUUACAGUUAAAAUUGAUUGUGUAAUGAGGUCUACUGAAUCCCUUCAGUAUUCUAAAUAACUGCUUUUAUUGAUAGAUGUACAUAAAUACUUUUUAAAAAAUACUUACAUUUAUUAUAGGAAAUUUUUCCCUUUUUUUUAAAAAUUGAUUCCUGAUCCAUCAACUCAUUGAAUUAUUGACAUAUUGACUCAAUGUAACUUCACUUUUUAAAUUGAAAUAGCCAUAAAAGCAGCAACAAACAUACAAGUUUAUAUUAUAUUAUAGGCUUUUAUGGGCAAGUAUAGCUAUACAAUUUUCUAUAGUUUUUACAAAUUUCUUCAUCUUUUAAUAACAAUGAAAACACUAAGACAUCAGGCUGGCUUAAUUACAAUGUACCGAUUCCUAAUUGUGUAAAUACAAUACUAAAUAGUUUUCUCUUCCUUGUAUUGUUACGUCUAUGUUGUUUUUUUCUCCCCUUACAUAUUGCUUUUACAGCAGCCUCUGCUCCAUGACCCCAUUGUUAAGUUUAUAAAGACUAACCCCAUUGUUAUGUUUAUAAAGACUAACCCCAUUGUUAUGUUUAUAAAGACUAACCCCAUUGUUAUGUUUAUAAAGACUAAUCCCAUUGUUAUGUUUAUAAAGACUAAUCCCAUUGUUAUGUUUAUAAAGACUAACCCCAUUGUUAUGUUUAUAAAGACUAAUCCCAUUGUUAUGUUUAUAAAGACUAACCCCAUUGUUAUGUUUAUAAAGACUAAUCCCAUUGUUAUGUUUAUAAAGACUAACCCCAUUGUUAUGUUUAUAAAGACUAAUCCCAUUGUUAUGUUUAUAAAGACUAAUCCCAUUGUUAUGUUUAUAAAGACUAAUCCCAUUGUUAUGUUUAUAAAGACUAAUCCCAUUGUUAUGUUUAUAAAGACUAAUCCCAUUGUUAUGUUUAUAAAGACUAAUCCCAUAUCUUGUUACAAGCUCAAGUUGCCUUGCAAUGUCAGUGUUAGUAUCAUCAAACUUAUAUUUUGUAGUUUAUUCAAUUCAGUGUAGCUUUUUUUCUGGAUGACUAUACCUUUGAAUUACCUCCUGAAUAUUUUGACUUGUAGAAAUGAACAGUAUGUAGUUUCAGUAGCAUGAUCCAUUAGCCCUGUUAACUUUAACAGGAGACCAUGUUGUUUUUUUUUACUUAAUUAUUAUGGUUUUUGUAACACUCCUAUGGCUAAUGUUGGCCAUUGUUUCAUAACCUUUGUCAGUUGGAUUGCUUUCCACUUUUAGAGAAAGGACCUACAUGAUUGUUUGUUUUUUUUUAGAUCUUGUUUUACAGUAUUUUAAAGAUAGUAUUUAAGUCUUUAGGAUUCAAUAUUUAUUUAUAUAUAUUUAUUGUCUCAAAGGCCUUUGGAUGUGUGGAUUGUACAAGUACUUAAGUUGUAUUAGUGUGUAGGUGAGAAGCUAUAAAUGGCUUGUGUGACUGACAAUGUAUAGACUCUAGAUUUAAUACAAAAACAUUCAAAAGCCAUUGGAUGAUUGUGUGAGUGAGGUGUGCUUUUAUAGUUAUGCUACUUAUUCUUGGUACUUUGUUAUAUAGACCAUACUUUAUUUCAUAUAAAUAAACAAAUGAUGUUAUGUACAUUCAAA